GGGUUGCAGUUCUGGCACUCAGGAACAACAGCAUUGCAUUUUGAGGCGACUUGUUCGAUGAAUGCCACAAGCGUCCCAUUGAUGGCAAAACCAACUCGUCCGCGUCCCGAGAAUGAGCUGGACACGCAGGAAAGCCAAGAGGUCGACAUCGAAGAUCUCAUGCAUUCCUUGGGGUCGUUCCAAGCGGUGCUGCUCCCGGUCACGCUGACCAUGCUCUUGUCGAGCUUUGCAUCGAUCUUCAUCCGAGACCCCGACGCCGCCGCGCAGAUGGCCCAAGCGUAUCUUGUGUACAAGCCUGAAGAUGGAGACUCGGACAGUACCCUUCUUGGCCAUGCUUUCGUGAACGCGUUGGCGAUUGUCAGCUUUUUCAUCGUCGCGACGUUUGUGAUUGUCAUUUGCUACAAGUUCAAGUUCACCAACUUCCUCGUCGGCUACAUGUUCCUGUCGUCCGCGGUGCUGCUCGGGUUCCUUGGCGGGCGGUUGACUGAAGUCGCGUUGGACAACUUGCGCAUCCCCGUUGACGUGUGGUCGUACUGGUUGGUCAUGUACAACUUUGCGGUCGUGGGGGUUCUGGCCAUUUUCUACCAAAAGGGAGUCAACAUGUCGUUAACGCAAUCGUACUUGGUUGCGGUGUCUGUGAUCAUGGCGUGGCAGCUGAGCAAGUUCCCCGAGUGGACAACGUGGGCCCUCGUGGUCGUGCUGGCCUUCUACGACCUCUGCGCCGUGCUCACCCCUUGCGGGCCGCUCAAGUGCCUCGUCAACCUCAUCCAGCAAGAAGGCCGGCCACUACCUGGACUCUUGUACGAGGCCGAAGUCCAGCGUACGUUUCACUCCACGGGAACCGCCGAGGCCAACGCUGCGUAUUACCAACGAGGACAGCCGCUCCCCGAGCUAGACGGCGCGCCGACUGCCGCCGCCGGUGGCACAUGCACGUUUACACGCCGCCGGUCCCGUCCCGACGACGACGACAGCCAAGAGCCACUGCUUGCGUCGGACAAAGGUGUGCCGGCCAAGUUGCCCCUCCGGGAUCGCCUUGUCGCGUUCUACCAUGAAUACAAUCCAUCGGCCAUCGACCGAAUCGACCAAGUGCUUGCCCUGUACGAAGGCCGGGAGCGCGACCUGUGGACCGAUCUGGCGGCCAAAUAUGGUCACGACGACGACGAUGACGACGACAACACGAUCAAGUUGGGGCUGGGGGACUUUGUCUUUUACAGCGUGCUGGUGUCGCGCGCGGCCCUAUUCGACGUGUCGGCCAUGUUUGCGUGCCUUGUGUCGAUCCUCAUGGGUCUGGGCAGUACGCUGUUCCUCUUGAGCGUGUACAAGAAGGCGCUGCCGGCGCUUCCGAUCUCCAUCUUGCUUGGAGUGGCCAUCUACCUGUGGGUGCGGUUUGUGCUUGUGGAUUUUAUGGACCAGCAACUCGUGCUGUUGUAACCAGACGAUCGAUCUCGUGUGGUCUCAUAGUACGACUGUAUUCGAGGCAGAAUAAUAGAGAAUAUAUUACGGUGGAUUCAUAGAUCAUAAUGCAUAUGGCACACUUGCUUGGGGUCAUGCUGCACUACUGGCGUUGCUCGUGGAUGUGCGGCUACUGUUGGCUUGGUUCGCUUUACUGGCAUGCCAACUCGGUAACGACACGCCAAACCCGUGCCCAUAUCGAGCAGGAAGGGUAACGACUGGUUCGCGGCGCUGGCCUCGGCUUUUCGGACUCACAGCGUCGUCGUCGCUACUGCGGGUGGCGAUGUGUGGACUGGCACUCGUGCCAGUGCUGGAUAAUGUGACCAGUCGUGCAGUGCACCCAUUUGCAGGAGACGCAUCAGCUGUGGUGGUCUUGUGUGUGGAGGUCGUCGUCGUACUCUCGGUCAUGUCAGUUGUGUUGUGAUCGCAUGCCUUGAUUACAACUCCGUCCCAUGCUCAGAUUGUGCCGGUGUGGACCAAAUGUCUGG
This is a messenger RNA of Aphanomyces astaci, 1940 nucleotides long. RefSeq lists its product as hypothetical. Gene Ontology annotation, cellular component: membrane; nucleus. Gene Ontology annotation, molecular function: aspartic endopeptidase activity, intramembrane cleaving. Gene Ontology annotation, biological process: protein processing. Lineage: Eukaryota; Oomycota; Saprolegniomycetes; Saprolegniales; Verrucalvaceae. The transcript is spliced from 9 exons. Bases 58 to 1431 code for a protein of 457 amino acids. The record is from RefSeq and is a predicted model, not a curated record.